CAUGGCUGAGGAUAAAUAGUUCGGAGCACGGUCUGCUAGUGCUUCCAUGUCUGUUCCGAAUGUUUAACGGAUAAUACUAUUUUUUAACCAUGUAACUGACGAAAGGAAUGACAGUAAUGUGCCUUUGCCAUUGUUGGCAUAUGUUGUAAAAGUGAAAGGAACAUUGUACUAGGAGCUACUGUAUCUUAAGAAAGAUAAUUUAAAAAAAAACUGCUGCUGAAUACUUGUGACUUCUAAGAUACGAGAUGAAUUCAGAAGUAUCUCCUCAUCAGCCAGUAACUAUGCACACUGAAGUGAUUGUUGUUGGAAAUGGCCCAUCUGCAAUUUCACUUUCCUAUAUGUUGGCUGGCAACAGGCCUUUCUACAAUGGGCUAACACUUUCCAAUGAGUUUCUGACACGAAGACUCCAAGAGAACAUGGGGAUUUCUUUAGUUGAUCAAGAUUUGCCAACAUUGAGUGAAGGCUUGGAGGGUCGAUCCAACAAUCCAGUUGCCUUAUUAUUUGACAGCCUUUUUCACCCUGAUGCUGAUUUUGGGGCAGAUAUUCCAUCUGUGUUAGAAUGGAACUAUCAGCCACAAAAUGAAAUUCCUCAUGUAAUCCUUGGGAAAACUAAACCUGGAGGUACUUGGCAGAAAAUUGAUGGUGCUAUGCAAACCAUUAGCCAGAAUUCUUGGAUGGAGUUGCCUGGAGUUCCAUUUAAGGAAUGGCUUGCUAAACAAAGGCACACAACAAAAGCAGAAAACAUGCUUGGUCGUGCUACAAUCAGUGAUGUCAAGGAAUAUUACAGUGACUAUGUGAAAACACAGAGACUGAGUAAAUACUUCAAAGAUUUUCACACCGUCACUUCAGUACAGCGCGUGUUUCACUUAAGAAAUCACGUAGACAGUGAGAGUGGGGAGGUGGAGCCUUGCUGUCAGAACGUCAGAAGAAACCACACCCACUGCUGGGAGGUCAGGGGCUACCAUACAAUCAUGAACGACGAAGGGCAGCCUGUUGCACGGAGGGAGUUCUGCUACGUGGCCCCUCAUGUUGUGUUGGCCACUGGUGCUUAUGACAUUCCUAACCGCCUGGGGGUUGAUGGUGAAAAUCUGCCUUGUGUUGUGCAUUGUUUAGGAGAACUGGAGCAACAGAUACUUAACUGUACACAACCAGAUCCUGUUGUCGUCGUCGGGGCUGGAUUAAGUGCAGCGGAUGCUAUUCUCAUGGCCAUGGAGUCUAACAUUCCAGUUAUUCACGUUUUCCGACGCAAUCCUACCGACCCAUCCCUCAUUUUCUCAAAACUACCCAAAUCAAUGUACCCGGAAUACCAUCAAAUUCACAAUCUCAUGAAAGGGAAAGAGACAAAUGAGCUGUAUAAAGCUUUACCCCGACACACAAUAGUUGAAAUUAUUGACAAUAAAGUCCUGGUCAAAUCCAAACUUACAGAUUCCUUGGUCUGGUUUGACGUAUCGUGUGUAGCCAUCAUGAUUGGAUCCAGAUCUGACUUGGGAUUUUUGCCUCGUGAAGGCCGAUGUUUGGGUGUUGUCCCCAAGUGGCCCAUAGACAGCAAACACAAUAUAAUGGAUGUGGAUGCGUAUUCUUACCAGUCAAUUCGCGAGCCGCAGAUGUUUGCCAUGGGGCCUUUGGUAGGAGAUAACUUCGUUAGAUUUGCUAUUGGUGGAGCGCUAGGUAUUGUUAGCCACAUAAAUAAAUGUAGGAAAAAAGACACGUUGUAGUUUUCUUAGGUUUUAUAAAAUAAUGUAUAAAAUAAGGAUGGUUCUGGAUUAUUUCUCUUCUAUGGAAGAAAUGUUCAGAAUUUUAGCUUUUUUUAAAAAAUAAAUGGCAUGUUAAUGAACUAAUCAAACAAUACUUCUGAUUUCAAUAUUUGUCACCAAUGUAUACAAUUUAAAGUCAGUGCAAGUGCCUUAUGUAUAGAUGGGAAUUAUUUCUUUUUUUUUUAGUCAACAAUGGCUUUUAAUAUUGCAAAAUGUUGGCAUGGUUUUUUUUUGUGGUUGUCAAAAUGCUGUAACUUGUCCUAGAGUACCUUUAGAGUAAAUAUGCUUUCUAAGCCUAUGUUUAUUUGUGUACCUGUUUCUGUGUUUAUGUUAGGAUUUGUUUUUAAGUUGUAAACUGUUGUAAAUUGAUGAUCAGAUUAAGGUUGUGGUUUAUCUAUAAAAGACAAGGAACAUAUUUAUUAACAACCAGAAAAGGAAAUGGAUUUUUGUUUUAAUUCUGGCAAUUCCACAUGACUAAUAAUGAUAGGUUUUGGUAUGUGAGGGGUUUCAUGUUCGUUAUGAGAAAAAAAUCUUGAUUUCAUUUCACAGUACUUAUAUUAAUCUUUCUGUAAUUUCAUAAAAUACUAAUGACUGUAACGUUUUAAAAUUAAUUAAUGUUUAAGAUUUGAGCAUUGCAAAGCUUAUUUCAGUAAUUUUAAUGCUUGCAAGUGAUUAUGAGAUCAUAUUAAUGAAUAAUACAUUUUUACUUGAUUGAUUCAUAUAUGUGAUAAGUGAAGUAAUAAUAUUUAAUCUCUUGUGAUAUUUUUUAUAUUUGGACCUUUUUAGACAUUUUUGUGUUAACUAGUUGAUUAAAAAGUGUAUUUUUAGUUCAUUUACAUUAAUGCUGGGACCUAUAAGGUUUUACAUUGUUUGCAAGAUCUGCAUUAUUAGUAAGAAAGUUUUAUUUUCUAUAUUCGAUUAUUCAUGUAUCAAAACUGUUAUUUUCAGAUCUCAAAUAUUGAAUGAUGCAUAAAUUUUUCUUUUUUUUUAAAGUGCUAUUGUUUUUAUUUAGUACAGCACAAUAAGAGUGUAUAUCAUGUAGUAUCUACGAUUUUAUUUUAUAAAAAUCGUACAUAUAAUUUAUACAUGGGUUAUUUAACUAUAGUUACCCAGUUUUAGAAACUGCCCAGUGUAGUAGGCAAAUAUACCCUAUUGUAUUGGAAUUGAAGUUAAUAUAGUGUUAGACAAUUUAGAUGUAGAACUAUGGGAAACUUAUUAUGUUUGCAAUGUUGUAGCUGUUUAUUAUCUUGAGAUGUUCAGAGCUCUCUAGUCCCCAGUGUCUGUAUGUCACGCUGUCUGUUGUAAGACAUCUGUCUAUAUAAGUGUUGUAUGCUAACCCAGUCCAAGAGUUUUAUUAUGAUCAAUGAUUGCUCCUUAAAGGAACACCAUGUUAUACUUCAGUUCCAGCAUGGAAUCAUUCGUUUAAAACCUAAUGCAUUUAUUAUUUGAAUUGCCUUGAUCUUUUUGUUUUUGGUCAAGCGAGCUGAUUGAUUUGAAGUAUUACAUCCAACUUGAUUUAUGAGCCUUGUUUUGUUUUUUUUUUGUUUGGAGACAAAUAUUUUGCUACUCUAAAGCAUAAAAGCUAGUUAUUGGCUGCCUUGUUUCUUUUGGGUAUAUAACUAAAUAGCAUAAUUUAAAAUUAUUUUCCGUUGUUAAAAUUGGUAAUACAACUUAUUCAAGCUUUGGUUUCAAAAUCUGUUCAGGUUAAAGUCUUUAUUCUACCCCGAGAUUCAGUAUUAAAAUGUGAUUUAAAUUUCAUGUUUGGCUUCGUGCAAAUUAAUGCCGGUUUUCUGUCAACAACUGACACUGAAAAUAAUAAAUUAGUGUUAUUUGUGACAUGAAUAAGUUGACCCUAGUAAUGUUACUGUUAAAGGAAUAAGCCCAUUCAGUUUUUGGUCAGAAAGUUUAAAUUUGCCAUAUUCGUCAAAGUCUCAAAACUGUUGUUUUUGCAUAAUACAAUAAAUUUUUGGAAAGGUGCACUAUAUUUGUAAUCCAAACAUUUUAAAAUCUGUUUUAUAAACACAUUUAUUGUUUAUAAUUACUGAAUAUGAUUUUUAAAACUUUUUAUACAUUUUAUAAUGAACUUACAGCACAAAAUAUCAAAAGACCAAGUGUAAUUUUGUAAUUUUCUCUUGAAGUAAGUGCUUUGAUGUGGAUUAUUUUUGCAAUAGUUUUGCCAACAAGCAAUAAAUGAUAUGAAUGGGUCAAAUAACGGCUGCUUCGUUUUAUCUCAAACAACUUAUAUCAAUAACUUUUAAUUGAAAUUUUUUGGCCAAUUUAUCCAAAACUUUCAGAAAUAAAAUCUAAUUUUUAAAGCGAUAUAUCCAAAUUUUAAAUAGAUGGUUAAUCAACGCUGUAAAUUUAUUGUGAGAUGUUUUCUUGAAAAAUAUUUUCAAUAUUUACUUGUCGAUAACUAUUGAUGGGUUCCCUCUUUAAUCCAGAGACGCCUAAAAUUUACUACUUGAAAUGAAAUAACAAUUUCAGUACCUAUCCCUAUAACCGUAACUCUAAACCUAGAUUUUGGACAGUUUAUUUUGUUAAUAAUGAUAGCUCACUCAUACAACAGAUCCAAAUUAUUUAAAAGUGCCCUUGUUCUAUUCUUUAAAAAUGAAAAAUGCAAAGAGAUUUAAAGUGUUCUUACAAAUCUUGCUAAGAAGUCAUGUACUGGUUAUCUCCCUUUAUGCUCAAACAAGGAUCGUUUCCCUUGAAUGUAGUUCAGAUCUAAAAUGGUUUGGGCUGUGAUAUGAAAGAUCAUGACGUUGUAUUUUGCUUCUCAUUAUUAAAAAAAAAACUGACCAUGUUAUUUGUUGUUGCUUGACAUGUCUGUUAUUUUUUAAGCUAAUAAAAAAAUGGAAAAAUUUUAAA
Molecule: messenger RNA, 4619 nt
Organism: Physella acuta
Lineage: Eukaryota; Metazoa; Mollusca; Gastropoda; Physidae
Product: oxidative stress-induced growth inhibitor 2
Source: RefSeq, a predicted model, not a curated record